AUGAAGCUAACCAUUUAUCUCCUUCUUGCUACUACUAUUGCUGUUGCCUCCGCGCAACCUGAUUUUGCACCCAUAAGGCAAAAAGGCAUCUACGGAACUCUUCUUGACACUAUUGGCUUCACUGGUAUCGAUGCCAUUAUAUCGGAGAAUGCACCUGUCACUAUCAUCGGUCCCUCUGACCAGGCGUUCGGGGAGGUGGCUGGUGUCAUUGCCACUUUGAGCACUGAAGAAAUCAAACAAAUUGUGUUGAAUCACAUUGUUCCGAACGCAACCAUCACAAGUGAUGUAUUGAGAAAAGAAGGUUGCAUGGUUGUCAAGACUAUCGGAGGCCUUGAAGUUUCCCUUUUCCGGGAUCCAAUAACUUUUGAAAUGGAUGUAGACAACGAUCUCAUCGUGGAUCCUGACGUCGCUGGAGACUACGGUGUUCUCCAUGGCAUUGAGGAUGUGAUAAUCGCUGAUCAACACGGAUUCUUGGGCUGCCCCAGCUUUUCAGAUCUUUCAGCUAUUUCUGAUAAAGAGGACUUUUCGACUCUUCUUGGACUCAUCGAGCAAACACACAAUCAUUUCACAAUCACAAUGAAUACAGAGAAUACCACAAUCUUCGGGCCAACAAAUGCUGCAUUUACCGCUGCCCAGGGUCAACUGGAUUCACUGACUGAGGACCAACUGGAUCAAGUUGUUCGCGAUCACAUGGUGUUUGGGGAAAUCUUGACCGAAGAAGUCAUUGCGUUUGGCUGCGUCGAAAAGAAUACACUUGCCGGUACGACGUUAGCCAUUCGAUUCGACGAAUCAUCAGGCGCAGCAUCAGUGAAUGGUGUCCCAAUCAGUGCUACGGAAAUUGACAUUCGUGGAGAGUACUUUGUCCUUCAUGGAAUCGAAGGAACUCUUGUUGAAGCCCAGUACGUUCCUUGUGCCCAGGAACCUCUUGACUUUUCUCCCGUAGUUGAAACUGGGGAGUACAGCACCUUUCUCGACUUGGUGGACCAGACGACCUUGUCUGAUGACAUUAGUAUGAAGAGGCCCAACACAAUUUUGGCUCCAACAGAUGCUGCGUUUGCAAGGGCCCAAAGUGUUGUCUCUGGACUAAGUGACGAAGAAAUGGCAGCAGCCAUACAAGUAGCACUUGCGAAUCAUGUCAUCAACGGUACCAUUAUUGAUUCAGCUUCUGUAGUAGCUGAAGAGUGCAUUGAAGCUGAAACAGUCGGAGGGUAUCCAGUCAGUAUCAAUUUCGACAUUGUAACUGGACAGAUCACCGUCAAUGGAAUCGCUGUUGUGCAGACCAAUAUCACUGGCAACUUUGGGAUCUUACAUGGUAUUGAUGGCGUAAUAGGCAUUGAUGGGGAAUACGCUCCAUGCAGUCCAUAUAGCGAAAUUGAAUUUCUGUCGAACUUCUUUGAGAUUGAUAUCAACGCAGCAGCAGAUGACGAACCAAUAACUGUUUUUGGUCCUCGCAAUGACGCUCUCUUCUCACUAGACAUCUAUCCCUUUGAUGGGGUCGGUUCUAGACAGAACGAGAUGGAUUUGGUGCUUGGACACAUUGUCGCCGGUGUCCACACAGCUGAAGAAGUAAAAAAAGCUGGGUGUGUCGUUUUGGAGACGUUUGCUGGAACCAGAGUUCGUGUCAUUUGGGUGGAAGAUGGACCUGGUCACAGCGGCGGCAUGAGAAGACGUCGCCUAGCAGGUCACGGUGGCGCCAACAUGGGAGUGGUUAUGGUGAAUGAUGCCAAGGUGAUUCUUGCCGACCAAUCGAAUGGGGACAAUGCGAAUAUUUUCCAUGGAAUCGACAAAGUGAUUCUUCCUGGCUCUUUUAGCGAAUGCCCCGUGAAUAUGCCGCCAUCAAUGCCUCCUGUGGCUCCUCCUCCAACCCAACAAGCAACCCCGGCAGCUCCCACUGUGGCUCCAGCCGAGUCGGGUGCCUUUUCAAGUGGUCUGAGCAUUACCGCCAUCCACAUCCUUGCUUUGGUUGCUCUUUUAUCACAGAGAUAA
Molecule: messenger RNA, 1986 nt
Organism: Cylindrotheca closterium
Lineage: Eukaryota; Bacillariophyta; Bacillariophyceae; Bacillariales; Bacillariaceae
Source: the annotation of a GenBank genome assembly